This is a messenger RNA of Symbiodinium sp. CCMP2456, 1620 nucleotides long. NCBI's taxonomy places the organism in Eukaryota, Dinophyceae, Suessiales, Symbiodiniaceae. The record is from the annotation of a GenBank genome assembly.
AUGGCAGGCCCAGAUGGAGCAGAGGCACCACCUAUGGAUCCCCCGGCUGGGGGGCUUGAUAUGCCCUUGCAGCCGCCACCGAUCGAGGAGCCCGCUUUUCCUUUUGAGAGCGAGCUGGCAGAGGAUGAGAGAAAGCGAUGGUUGGUUCUGCAUGUGGCACUGCCACGCACCAUCAUGACCUGCGACAUGGCCCUGGGUAGAAGCACAGAGGACGAGCUGAAUGAUGCUCUAUCUAGCUUGGCUUGGGGGUCCGUCGACGAAGAAUCAGGUGAAUGGACCCUGGAGUCUCCGGAUCCAUCACUUGAGCCUCCGCACUCCUCGCUCAUCACGUACUCAGAGUACGUCGCGCGAGCAUAUCCAGCUGAUCCGACCAUGGAGGACAAGGCGCGGGAAGAGAAUCUCAAGUUGGGUGCCGGCAAGCGAUGUUGCUUCACCUGCCCUGGGGAGCCCGGCACAAAGUUCCGGCCCAUGUAUGAUCAGAUGAUCAAGAACCUUCAGCACUCCAACAAGGCCCUUGCCAAAGCCUUCGGCAUCAAGAAGGUUUCAUUGAAGGAGGACGAGGUUCCUGAGGAUCCUACAAAAACGGAGGCGCAAAACAUCAUGCGGUUCGGGCGACACCAGAUUCUUCCGUCCUUUUGGUACUUAUUGAUUCAGCUGACAAAGCGCGGCAGACGUUUCUCGGUCGUAUUCCGCUCCUUCAGCGAAGACCAGCUCGUUCAGGCACAGAAGGAGCUGCAGCUGUUCACACAGUGCCAGCACCCAGCCUACAACGGUCAGAACAAGACCCAGAAGCCUCCUCUGAUGGACGGCAACAAGGGAUCCAGAGACAUGCGCCUGUCGCAAGCAGCGAUCGGACGCAUGGAUCGGAUGGGUGGCUUCCUCCGCUUCAGGGACCGUCCUGUAGAGUUGGCAGAGGUGGCCGAGUCAGCGGAGCCCCAGGCAGACUUGCCGGAAUCGGCUUUCAGGCCUACGGAGUACACGUUUCCACCGUACCACGAAGCGUACGCCGGUCUGAUGCACCAGAUUCUACAAACAACCAACACAGCUGCGAUCGUGGAUGAUCUCGCGUUUUGGGAGACCCACGAACGCGUAAGCACAGCUGGGAAGAUGCUGCUGAUAGAUCGUGCUGAGACAAAGGUCCAGCACAUUUUCUUCGACGGCAACGUCGAGAAGGAGGAUGCCGCUUGUGUCGAUGUUCGAAAUGCUGUGAAUGGAGAGCCGAUUCCGUUGGAGAAGUCUUCAAACGUGUACUUGCAUCGUGUUGACUUCUUCCAGGCAGUGACUGAUGUUGAAUAUUUCCUCAAGGCGACGGAGGCAUGUGAGCUUAGCAUGUCCAAGAUGAUCGUGGAGGACAGACACGCAGAAGGCGUGGUCAGGGCGCUUUCCGAGGAGGAGCAGAAAAAAGCCGCGGCAGCUGCGGCUGCCAUGACUCCCAAGGAGUGGCUCUACCGCAACAUCAUUCCGGCCCUCCUGCCCGCACUAGAGGCGUUGGGUCGAGAUCCACCGGCCAGCCUUUCCACCUGUUGCAGUCAAUGCAGCACUCCGUUUUUUCGGGAAGUAGGCUGUGCUCAUUCCAUCUCAUUCCUGCCUGUGAACAUCUGCACAUCCAAGGACAGCUAG